AAUCCAAAGCGGGUAAAGAAACGCUGACAAUAAGAAUUCUGGCACUGAGGAAUGUUUUGUUGGAAGUUUUUCUGUGAUACUCCACUGAGUCUCUUUAAAUCCUCUCUAGUGGUGAAGGAAAGCUACAACUGAAAGGGUUUUUUUUUUGGGGUGGGGGAGCAAUUGGAGGAUCUUGUGGCCCUGAUUCAUCUGGUGUUCUCAUAACUGCUUAAAAUCUGAACGGCAUAUCAAAGUACCAUGGAGAAAUUCAGGGCAGGUAUGGUUCUGGGUGGUGCAGGCGAUGCACUGGGCUUCAGAAAAGGCCACUGGGAAAGUUGCACAUCAGGCAGAAAGAUCCAAGAAGAACUGGCAUCCCUGGGCGGUGUGAGAGUACUAAAACUGGACCCCGAUAAUUGGCCUCUCAGUGACGCAACAUUAAUGCACAUGACCACAGCAGAGGCACUUAUUACAGAUUACUGGUGUCUGGAGGAUCUUUACCGUGAGCUGGUGCGUCUCUAUGUCGAAGCCAUGGUGUCUCUCCAGGGUAGAAACCCUGAUCCGGCUACAGUGGAAGGCUGUGUUCACCUCAAACCUCAUAAUUUUCUCCUUGCUUGGCACACGCCCUUCAAUGAAAAAGGGUCAGGGUUCGGGGCAGCUGCCAAGGCCAUGUGCGUGGGUAUGAGAUAUUGGCAACCUGAGAGACUAGACAGCCUAGUAGAGGUCAGCAUUGAAACUGGCAGGAUGACCCACAAUCAUCCCACAGGUUUCCUGGGUUCCCUGACAACAGCCCUGUUUGCAUCCUAUGCAAUCCAGGGAAAACCACUUGGGGCCUGGGGCUGUGAGCUUAUGAAGGUUAUCCCUCGGGCUGAAGAGUACUGUAGGAAGACUAUUCGGCAUAUGGCAGAAUAUCAAGAAAACUGGUUCUACUUUGAGGCUAAGUGGCAAUUUUACUUGGAAGAAAGGGCACUAGACAAAGAAGGUCACAAUAAACCAUUGUUUGAUCAUCACUAUGAUGCUGACGACACAGAUAAGGUAUACAAGCGAUGGAGUUCAGAAGGCCGUGCAGGACGGAGGGGCCAUGAUGCCCCCAUGAUAGCCUAUGAUGCCCUUCUGAUCGCAGGAAAUGACUGGGCUGAACUAUGCAAAAGAGCCAUGUUUCAUGGAGGGGAGAGUGAAGCCACGGGUCUAAUUGCUGGUUGCCUGUAUGGCCUUAUGUACGGUCUAAGCCAAGUUCCCUCAAGCCUGUACCAGGAUUUAGACAAAAGGGAGCGCUUGGAGGAACUGGGAGAGGCGCUUUACAAAGCAGCAUCAGCAGAGAAGUGCAUAGACAAGUAAAACUGCACUUCACAAGCCGAAUGGCUAUCAAAAGAACUGCACGACCCAAAGACCCCCCACCCCUCCACUGUCCUGUAGUCCUGGCAGAUUCUUGCUAGUGUAACAUAUCCUUUCUUCACCCUAUCUUUCAAUUCCCCCUGAUUUUCCUAUCUAUAAACCACCGAUCUGAUACAAAUCACAAAAAAACAUGAAAGGUUUGACUAUUGGGUUGUCAACACUUGUCCAAAGAACUAAUCUGCAUCAAUAAAGUAUAUCUCAUAUUACAUAAAAUGGUUUGUAACAUGUAUGGCUUGGAUUGGGUUAUAUUGCUGUGGCAAGAAGUAAACCUUGGCAACUUUGAACUAAAAUCUAGCCAUUUAAGCAUAACCUCAAACUCAAAUCCCCUUUAAAUGCUAACCUUUAAUUAAGACCACUGAAAGUGCCAUUUUCUCUACAUCAAUUAUGACGUUCCACAGCAAGAUGCAUUUUUAAUCUUGUUAUUACCUUGUAGAUAUUACAUCAUUAAUAUUAUGUCUAAAAGCUGUGAAUGACAUCUACAUUUGAGAUGAAUUGAUCC
This is a messenger RNA of Syngnathoides biaculeatus (alligator pipefish), 1870 nucleotides long. RefSeq names its product ADP-ribosylhydrolase like 1 (gene adprhl1). NCBI's taxonomy places the organism in Eukaryota, Metazoa, Chordata, Actinopteri, Syngnathiformes, Syngnathidae. Gene Ontology annotation, biological process: protein de-ADP-ribosylation. The transcript has 7 exons. The record is from RefSeq and is a predicted model, not a curated record. Gene Ontology annotation, molecular function: magnesium ion binding; ADP-ribosylarginine-[protein] hydrolase activity. The coding region runs from base 238 to 1314 and encodes 358 amino acids.